UCAGCCGAAGGUGACACGUUAAACGAAAUGGACAGGAUGUUUGGCUCCAACAACAAAUAGUUGCAGUUUUGUUAUUUAGUCUAGCAUCAAGCAACAACACCACCAAUGUAUCUAAACGGAGAGCAGCCAUAUGUGAGCUAUCUUAACGAUAGCUCUGCAGAUGGACCUGUUCUGCCGAUGGGACAUGGAUAUCCGGCAGAGUAUCAGCAUUUGGUGCAUGCCCAUUGGCGAGGAUUUCGGCAGGCUCCCAUUUACUAUCAAGCUGGCUUCUAUAUAGGCUUCAUUGUCCUUAUGAUUCUUAGCCUAUUCGGCAAUGGUCUAGUGCUCUGGAUAUUCUCAACAUCCAAAUCCCUGCGUACUCCUUCAAAUUUGCUUAUACUUAAUUUAGCUAUUUUUGAUCUCUUCAUGUGCACGAAUAUGCCGCACUAUUUGCUAAACGCAUCUGUUGGCUAUAUAGUGGGUGGUGACUUGGGCUGUGAUAUCUACGCCUUAAACGGUGGCAUCUCUGGCAUGGGAGCAUCAAUUACAAAUGCUUUUAUAGCCUUCGAUCGUUACAAGACCAUUUCGAAUCCCAUCGAUGGACGUUUGAGUUAUGGACAAAUUCUUUUGUGUAUUAUAUUUACCUGGCUAUGGGCCACACCCUUCUCGGUAUUGCCAUUCUUUCAGAUAUGGGGGCGUUAUCAGCCUGAGGGCUACUUGACCACUUGUUCGUUUGAUUACCUCACCAAUACGGAUGAUAAUCGGCUUUUCGUUCGCACCAUAUUUGUGUGGUCCUACGUCAUACCAAUGGUAAUGAUUCUUGUCUCAUAUUACAAGCUCUUCACACACGUACGGACUCAUGAACGCAUGUUGGCCGAACAGGCAAAGAAAAUGAAUGUGAAAUCCCUCUCGGCCAAUGCCAGUAAUGACAAUAUGAGUGUAGAGCUGCGUAUUGCCAAGGCGGCUCUUAUCAUCUAUAUGCUGUUUGUGUGUGCUUGGACACCGUAUUCGGUGGUGGCGUUGAUUGGUUGCUUUGGCGAACAGCAAAUGAUCACGCCCUUUAUCUCCAUGCUGCCGUGCUUGGCCUGCAAAUCGGUUUCGUGUCUGGAUCCCUGGGUAUAUGCCACAAGUCAUCCAAAAUAUCGUUUAGAAUUAGAACGACGAUUGCCAUGGUUGGGAAUCCGUGAGAAACAUCUUACUGGAAGUGGUUCCACAGCGGGGGCUGAGAGUGUGGCCAGUGUGAGCGGUGAUACUUUGGCAAUGAGUGUGCAAAACUAAUGAAGAUUAACGUUGCGAAUCUUUGACUAAGUUAUCAAUUAUAAAUAUAAAUUACUGCAAUGAACUAGAAAAAGUUCCAAAAAAAAUAAACCCAAAAAAAGUUGGCAUUGAAAAAGAA
Drosophila willistoni is the source of this 1375-nucleotide messenger RNA. It is a transcript of the gene Rh5, whose product is annotated as opsin Rh5. Gene Ontology annotation, molecular function: G protein-coupled receptor activity. NCBI's taxonomy places the organism in Eukaryota, Metazoa, Arthropoda, Insecta, Diptera, Drosophilidae. Gene Ontology annotation, cellular component: membrane. The transcript has 3 exons. The record is from RefSeq and is a predicted model, not a curated record. The coding region runs from base 106 to 1257 and encodes 383 amino acids. Gene Ontology annotation, biological process: visual perception; G protein-coupled receptor signaling pathway.